Amoebophrya sp. A25 is the source of this 158-nucleotide messenger RNA. NCBI's taxonomy places the organism in Eukaryota, Dinophyceae, Syndiniales, Amoebophryaceae. The record is from the annotation of a GenBank genome assembly.
GACACGUGGACGAGCCAUGAAAACUCUCGGGAAGGGAAUUGUCAUUCUGGUGGCAUGGAAAUAAGAUCGUCUCGCUCUGCGCUUCUGCCCGCUGCGCGCACCGAGUUUCGCCUCAAAGGCGCGUCAAUGUCUUUCCUAGAGUUCUGCCUACUUCUUGG